UUUCUCUAUUUGCAAUUAGUUGUUUCGAAUAAUGAAUUGAAAGUGUUUAUCACAAUGAGGGACUAUAGUUUUGUGUUUUUGUUGUUCUGUGGUUAUGUUUUGGGUAAUACUAUCAACAAUAUCCGCUUGAUAGACCACACUAGUUAUGUGGCUGACAUGAUACAGAAGACCAUUGAGGCGGUGGAGGAGAGGGAAUGGUGCAAUUUGAAGCUUCCAGACGUUGAACAAAAAUUCCACGAAGAUGUCAUAACAAGUAAUGUAUCUGGAACCGUGAAGUAUCAAAAUGGGUUUGUAACCGCAAUCCAGUUUAUGGACAUCGAACAAUCGUCAGUUCAGCAGGUCUGGUUCCACGAUAGGGUUGCCAAUAUCACCACAUUAUCAGUGAGGGGAAGAUUGAGAAUGUUUGGAGUUAAAGUUGGGUAUGACGUCAUCGCCGAAUUGAAUGAUGGUGAUCACAGAUACACUGCCGAAUUCUUGCAUCCUAUGAUCAGCUUUUUGUUUUCGGUUAUUCAAGAUGUUAACAAGGAUGAAGGAUUGACGAUGAAAGUUGAAGGGACGGUUCCAAACACUAUAGCCGCUAACAGACCGUCACUAACACCGAUGGAUCACACAUCUAGCGUCAUUACUAUCAUGUAUAAUUUCCAAUCCCUGACGUCGGCUGGCAUGCUGGCAUGGGGCCCAGAAGUAUUUGAACCUAUUGCAAGGGAUCUUAUAGAAAAUAAACUGAAAUUUCCGACCAUCUGUUACAACUGCCCCGCUUAAUGAAUGGGACGUUGAAAGCAAAAGAAGAUUAUGAAUUCUAAAAUAGUCUUUAUUUCAUUGUAUAUACUGGCUUACACUUAUUGUCCUUUCGUUGUUUGAUAAUAAUAAUACUAUUAUGUGCUAUAUUAAACGUAAUCGAGGAAACAA
Molecule: messenger RNA, 909 nt
Organism: Trichoplusia ni (cabbage looper)
Lineage: Eukaryota; Metazoa; Arthropoda; Insecta; Lepidoptera; Noctuidae
Exons: 5
Coding region: 55-762 (235 amino acids)
Source: RefSeq, a predicted model, not a curated record